AUGAGCAAAUCCUCGACGGCUUCUGCACCAAAGAUUCCGACCCAGCUACCGUCAAAGUCAGCUUGGUCAAGGGGCCCGCCCCAAACUACUGCUACUUCACGUUCGCAAUCCCCCGCACCGAACGCAUCCAGCCCUGCCCCCUCGGUGACAAAUCCAUCUCAUUCCAGACGGCCAAGUACGCUAGGUCAAGGUGUUUCGUUCAAAGAUGGUGUUGCUGGCGCACGAACUCCCACCAACACAGCAAAAUCAGGCUCGUCGGUGACUUUCGGCUCCAUUGAUGAUGCAGCCGCCCCAAUCUCUUCCUCUCCCGCCGCCGUUCCCGCAAUCAAGUCUGAAGGUGUGAAGACGUUUGGCUCGGUUCCCGCAGUAUCCUCGCCGGUACCCAACGGGAAGCCAUCCACUUCCUCUCCUUCCUCGUCUGCAUCGUCUCGGCCUGCAUCCUCUGGACAUGCUCCCAAAACACUAGACAAAGUCGACGUUAAAAAGCUAUUUCAGGGUAGCGGCGGCGGCGCCCCGCAAUCGCCCGUCGACGUAACAUCUCCUUCGCAUCGCUCUUCCCCCCUUCCCCAGCCGUCACCACAGCCGUCGCAUUCGCAUAUCCAUCCGCACCCUCAUCCCCCGCACCAAUCACCCCCCUCGCAACUCGGUCAUGGUUACACGCCCUUCGUACCCCGUCCCCCGCAAAAUGGUGUACCAUCUGCUGUCGGUGCUCCACGGUCACCUGUUUAUCCCCGAUCAAUGCCCAAUGGCAACGUGAAUGGCCGCCCAAAUGGUGCCCCCGGGAUGCCAGGAACGCCUGUACCAAUGGCUGCGGGUCUUCCUAGCGCCGGCCUGCCCAGUGCGGGGAUGCCCAGUGCUGGUAUGUCGAGCCCUCGAAUGGGACCGCCUGGCCAGAUGGCUCCGCCUCCGAUGCAGGUAUCUCAGUGGGGCUACUAUUAUCCUUAUCCUACCAUGCCACCGGACUACAUGCCGUACCCUCCGCAGUGGAUUCCUCAACCUAUGCCACCACAGCACCAACACCACCCGGUACAGGGUGGUCCCUCGCCUCAUGGCGCCAUGCCUAUCUCACCCCGGAAUCCCCCGCCCCCCCUUCACGGGCCAGGCACGCCGACACUUACGCCAGCAAUUCCGACGACAUCUCAUGCACCACAUGCGGGCGCGUCGCCAUCGCCACACACACACACAACAAGUCUUAACAGCGUGUCAUCGCCUCCGCCAACGCCCUCCACCGCUUCUCGCUCCGGCCCGACGCUGAACACGAAUGCUAGCGCGUUCGUUCCGCGGAAAGGUAACGUUAUCUCGCUCAAGACCCCGACUGGGAUGGAGCUCGAUUUCGAGAGCUUUAAGAAGCAGGGUGUCUUACCUUCGCCUACAGUUCCCACUUCACCUGCGAAGAAAGUGGUACGGAUGGAGACACCCGAGGCGAAAGAGAAGCGGCUUGCGGAGGAGCGCGCACGGAUGGAGGCGGAUGAGAAGGCGAAGCGGGAUAAGGAGGAGCAGGAGGAGAAACAGCGGGAAGAGGAGUUGCGCAAGAAGCUGGAGGUUGAGCGGCAGCGCAGGGAAGAAGAGGAGAAGGAGCUGGCGCGUAAGGAGGAGGAAGAGCGGGCGCGGAAAGAGGAGGAAGAGGAGAAGAAGCGAGCGAAAGAGGAGAGCGAGCGAGUCAAGAAAGAGGAGAACGAGCGUGCGAAGAAGAAGGAGGAGGACCGGAUACGAAGGGAGGAAGAGGAGAAGGAACGGGCGAAGAAGGAAGAGGAGGAGCGGGCUGUGAGGGAGGCUGAAGAGAAGGCAAAGCAAGCGGAGGCAAGCGUCGAACAACCUUCAGCGGAGGCGGAGGAUGGCGAAGUCGAGGAAAAGGAGGAGACAAAGGAGGAGACAAAGGAGUCCGAAGAGUUGGACGAAGCCACUCAAGAGGAAGCCAAGGACAAAGUGCUGAACAAAAACAUUUUGCGCAUUGACACCGCUGUGCCCAAUCCUGAAAUACCACGGAAGCGGCCUGGCCCUCUCGACCUCUCUUCCACACGAAGCCAGUCUAUCCCUCAACCUCUUCCUUCAGCCCUGGCUACUGCACGCGUCAUCGAAGACCUCGGCACCAUUGCCUAUCCUGAAGGCAUCAAAAGCCCGAAGGUCGAGCUCAACGUCAACGCGAAGCACGGCAAAUUCAGAUACGACCGAGAGUUCCUUAUGCAGUUCAUGGCAAUCUGUAAGGAGAAACCAGACUCUUUGCCUCCCUUGAAUACCAUUGGUCUGGAAUCAGUCGAGCAAUCAUUCCCCAUGAGUCGCGGUGGCUCCGGCCGCCGAUCCUCUUCCGCCAGCAUGCCACCCCCACCUUCUACUAGCACUCGUCAAGCCAGCGUCGGUCUUGGCAUCUCUGGGUUCAAGCCAGGUUCAGGUGGCUUCAACAUGGGCCAGUUCUCCACGAAGAUGACGAGUGACGAGCGCUUUGCCAUGUCGAGUACGCGGUCCACCUCAAUGUCUGGUACUUCGGGUAUGCCCUUUGGUCGCCCAUCACCGAUGGUGCGUACUUCAAGUCAGGGUGGUCCAGGUGGCGUUCCGAUGGGCAACAAUCGGACACGGAGCAAGCGUGGCGACAAGCGCCCAGAUGCGAACAAAAUGGCUGGGUCGUCGAGCCAUGGUUCGUCGUACGCAUCAUCUAUGGCAAUGCAGGCCGGCAUGUCGCUUGAGCCUGUUGCUCCUCUAGAGGCUACGGCGGGUCGCUGGCAAGCUUCUAGUGUCAGCAAGAAGCCGCAGCAAGAGACCGAUUCCGUGGACGUCGUUGACCGUAAGGUUCGCGGGCUACUCAAUAAGCUCACCAUGGAGCGCUUCGACUCAAUCUCCGACCAAAUCAUCGCCUGGGCCAACAGGUCCGAGAUGGAGAAGGAUGGGCGCACGCUCAUCCAGGUGAUUCGCCUUGUCUUCGAGAAGGCCACUGACGAGGCGACGUGGUCCGAGAUGUACGCCCGUUUGUGUCGCAAGAUGAUGGAGCAGAUCAGCUCCAAGGUUCAGGACGAGGGCAUCAAGACCAACGAGGGCAAGCCUAUCGCUGGUGGACAGCUAUUCCGGAAAUACCUGCUCAAUCGCUGUCAAGAGGACUUCGAGCGUGGUUGGGUCGCCAAGGAGACGACGGCUGCUGCUGCCGCGACCAAGGCUACCGAGGACCAGGCCGCCAAGGCAGCCGCGGAGAAGAACAACACUACGGACGACAGCGAUCUCUAUUCUGAGGAGUACUAUGCUGCACAGAAGGCGAAGCGUCAGGGUCUUGGUCUCAUCAAGUUCAUCGGAGAGCUCUUCAAGCUGCAGAUGCUGACGGAGCGCAUCAUGCACGAGUGCGUCAAGAAGCUGUUGGGUAACGUCGAGAACCCUGAGGAGGAAGAGAUUGAGAGCUUGUGCAAGCUCUUGUCCACCGUCGGUCAGAUCCUCGACACGGCGAAAGCCCGCCAGCAUAUGGACGUCUACUUCUCGCGUAUGAAAGAGCUGUGCAAGAGCCCCAACGUCAAUUCGCGUAUGCAGUUCAUGUUGCAGGAUGUCAUUGAGCUGCGGGAACGCAAGUGGAUCCCACGGAACGCUGUCGCCGCUCCCAGUACCAUUGCUGCCGUACACGAAGCUGCUGCAAAGGAGAAGGCGCACGAUAAGGAUUACCAGCGUCUCAGCAUGUCGAGAGGUGGUUCACGUCGUGGAGGCGAGCGCGGUGAUCAUACUUCAGUUGGUCCUGAUGGUUGGGCCGUCGCUGGAGGAAACGUACCGCGACCUCCUCCCAAGGCCGGCGAUCUUUCCAACUUUGGGAAGAUCAGCAAGGCACAGCCUAUGACUUUUGGCCCGAGCAGUGUCUUCACCAAAGAGAAGCCCAAGAGCCGGGAAUCUACCAUGUCUCGCGCAGGUUCCAGUAACAUGUUUUCGAUGCUCAGCGGUAACCCGGAGCUUGCGGCAGAGGUCGCAGCGACGUCGAAGUCGAGCAGGCCACCAAGCCGGAAACCUAGUGUCGAUCUUGGAACGUCUGGAGUGCCGGAGGCUCCGAUGCAGCGCAAGAGGCUCAACCUCCUGCCCCGUACGCUACCAAAACCCGACGAAGGCAGAGCAGACUCGACACCAGCGGCGUCGGAGGCUGGAUCAGAGGACGAGGGAGCUGAGACGCAUACGCCGUCAAUGUCUGAGCAGGAAGCCAAUGCCCGGAUCAAAGAAGACUCGAAGGAGUUCUUCAGUGUCCGGGAUUUGGGCGAAGCCGAGGUCUACUUCACCAAGCUCCCUUCAGAACACAGGUGGCGACUUGUCGACAAACUAGUGUCGUUAGCCAUCGAGUCUAAGGAGUCGGAUGCACAACUUGUCGCAGGCUUGUUCAGCCGCGCCGUGGCGAAGAACCUAUGCUCGCCUAACUCCUUUGAAGAAGGCUUCAUGCCGGCCGCUGAGAUCCUGGAUGACAUUGCCAUCGAUGCGCCCAAGGCCUUCGACCUCAUGACGGCGAUGAUGAAGGGUGCUCAUCUCCAUGAGGAUGAAGAACGUCGGACACGGUUGGCGAGCAAAUCGACGCAGAGCGAUAAGUUACUGGCACUUCUCUCAUAG
Messenger RNA from Sparassis crispa, 4554 nucleotides. RefSeq lists its product as hypothetical. Gene Ontology annotation, cellular component: eukaryotic translation initiation factor 4F complex. The transcript is spliced from 6 exons. The record is from RefSeq and is a predicted model, not a curated record. NCBI's taxonomy places the organism in Eukaryota, Fungi, Basidiomycota, Agaricomycetes, Polyporales, Sparassidaceae. Gene Ontology annotation, molecular function: mRNA binding; protein binding; translation initiation factor activity. The coding region runs from base 1 to 4554 and encodes 1517 amino acids.